Molecule: messenger RNA, 1797 nt
Organism: Solanum pennellii
Lineage: Eukaryota; Viridiplantae; Streptophyta; Magnoliopsida; Solanales; Solanaceae
Product: probable WRKY transcription factor protein 1
Exons: 6
Coding region: 1-1797 (598 amino acids)
Source: RefSeq, a predicted model, not a curated record
AUGGCCAAAGAAAACAAAAUGCAACAGGGGAAGAACUCGACUGAUCAACAGGGCAAUUUGAAGACACAUACAACAGACCCAACGAAUGCAGCUUCAACAAAUGAUAGUUUGAACUUCUCCUUUGCCAUGACAAGUAAUUCAUCAUACCUAACUCCUACGUUUAUUGCAGGAAAGCAAGAACAGCAAGCUGUUGAAAAACAAGGGAACGUGGAGAUAGGUAAACACAAAUCAGAGAAGGGACAAAGGAAUAAGGAGAAACAACAUGAUCAAGCUAAACACAACGACAAGCAAGGGGGAAGUAAUUCAGGAGAUCAGAAUAUUAAAGCAAGAGAGGAAUAUCACAGCAACUUUCCCAAAAUAUCCAACAAUUAUUCAAGGUAUGAACCUUCUUCCCAAACUGAUGGAAUUAACAAGCAAGGUGGGCAGGGUGUUAACAUAUGCUCGAGAAAUACUGUUAACCAACAGCAAGGCCAACAACCUACUAACAACAGUAAAAAUGAUCAAAAUGCGGAACCUGCUCCUUACACUGUUGUACAGUCUUUUGCGGCUAGAUUGAGAUUUAAUCAGGCAAAAAAUGAAACUCCCAUUAUCUUGAAUGAGCCAGUCCACACUACUAGACAAGGCUUCCCAGCUGUACUUCUAGAUGAGGACGACUACUAUGUUAAAUUGGCGGAAAUUUGCAAAUAUACUCUAGUUGGCAAGUUUACUAAUACUAUGCCUAGAAUGGAACAAGCCAACAACAAAGCCAAAAGAAUAACAGUCAAGGUGAACAAAGGCAACAAGAAGAGAUACAUGAAGAACAGUGGCAAACACAAAAAAAGAGACACCAAAAAAGUCAGGAACAAAACAACUCCAAGGCUGUUUGGAGACUCGUCUCUCCCCCAAGACAAAGAACCAAAGGUAGCCAACAACAAGUACAGAAAAAUACAGGAACAACAGGAAAUACAACAAACAGGGCGGGAUGGAACAAGGGAAACAUCAAUUCAAAAGGAGCAAUUGAAAAAGGGAAACACUGCUGACCAAUCUGUCAAGAACAAUUCCAACACCUACAUGACAACAAAACAUCAGGAUACUAAUAGCAGAAAGGAGAAAAUCACAGGUAUUGAAUUAUCUCUUCUAAACCCCAAACCCCCCUCUACUAUUAAUGAGGAUGUUGGUCAUUCUGAUGAAGGUUCUGGAGGCAUGGAUGGGGGGUGUCAGGAGAUAACCAGUAACCUGCAGGAAGGGGCAGACCUUAGAGCCACUAAUAAGGUUCAAACCAAGCAGAAACAGAGAGAACAACAGCAGCAACAACAGGUACAGAACAGAGAAAAGAGCCAACAGAGUGACAAAGAAAAUAAAGAGAAACAACAAGCUGAAAAAAGGAAUGAUAAUUAUCAGGGUAAACAGAGUGAUACUAGUGAUACAGACAGCAUUCCUAAGAGAAAAAAUAAGCCCAGUAAACAAAAAAGAGAUGCGGAAAAAAGAAGGCAAAACAGGCAGCAAAACAGGGGCAGUGAUCAUGAGCAGGAAGGAGGGGAAGAAUCAUAUCCUCAUGAUAGGAAGCAACAAAAGUCCAAAGUUAACACUGAACCUAUUUUGGAUGAGUAUGCUGUAGUAAAUUCUGAAGAUGAACUUGAUGGAGAUAAUCAAUCUCUAGAUGAUCAAGAUGAUAAUGAUGAGACUAGUGAGGCCCUUAUUAGAGCUUUUAGUCCUCAGAAUGAUCAAACAAUAGAGAAUGAGAUACAACAAGCAACUGAGAGUCAGGGGUUAUCUCCAAGGGGUUUUCAGCAAGACAGAUUCUAUUUCAAAAAAUAG